This is a messenger RNA of Capsicum annuum, 1785 nucleotides long. RefSeq lists its product as uncharacterized. NCBI's taxonomy places the organism in Eukaryota, Viridiplantae, Streptophyta, Magnoliopsida, Solanales, Solanaceae. The coding region runs from base 178 to 1575 and encodes 465 amino acids. The record is from RefSeq and is a predicted model, not a curated record. The transcript is spliced from 12 exons.
ACUCAUUAUUUGAGUGAAACAUAUGUCACGUGGGGUAUUUGUCACGCACGUGCCUCCCUUUGGAAAAAGACAUGUGUAUACUUUGGCUCUGCGUUUAGUGGGCAACUGCGACAAAAAAAUCUUCGAUACAAUUGACGUUUUCCACUUCCAUUUUGGUUUCUCUCUCUCUGUUUCUACAUGUUCAUCACAGCGCCUUCAUCAUCAAUCUCCAUCGGUCCUUCGCAUUGUUUCACAUGUCAUGCUGAUGGAGUUGGUUGCUCGCCAUCAUUUGGAGCUACAGGUAAUUGGAUCAAACCAUCGCAUGAGGUUCAGAGAUUCUCUGACCAUUCAGGUAUAAGUUUCAGGACUGAGAAUCCUUUCUUUGGAGCUGCACAAUUGCACUGGCUUCCUGUAGGACAUGAGAUUAGCCUUUCAAGACUUUCAGUUGCAGCAGAUUACCCAGAUUCUGUUCCUGAUUCUACUAACUAUGUCGGAAAAAGUGGCUAUCACCCUCUUGAAGGUAUGCGGGACCACAAAAGAGUUCGUGAUGCUGUACUUACAGCUGCUGAAACAGCAAGGACAACUGUUGAGGCUAAUAGCAAUGCUUUGUUGAUAUUCCCUGGCAUGGUUCAUUGUGAACCUCAUGAACAAGUGUCAUGGGCAGAAUUUCAGUACAUGAUUGAUGAAUAUGGAGACAUAUUCUUUGAAAUUCAUGAUGACAAGAAUAUCUUGCGAGACCGUGAUGCAAGUAAUCCCGUGAAUGCAUUGAUUGGAAUGGGUUUUUCCCAAUACGAGAAGAGGAGGGCAGAAUCACCUGAUGACAUCAAUUUAGGAGGUGAUUCUAUUGAUGAUCCUUAUUUCUUUGACAACUACUUAGAGGUCGAAAAUUCCGAGAUGUCUGACUAUCAAGUUGAUUGGGGAAUGCCAGAUAGUUCUAUCAUGUUGCACCCACUUUAUUUCGCUAAGUGCUUGACUAAGGCUAUUCAUGUGAAACAUGCUAAGAUGAUGGAUAAUCCAUCGAAUGGCAUUUCAAUUUGGGGACGCCUCAAGCCUGCCUUCCUGGAAGAAGAAUAUUACGUGCGGAGGCUCUUCAAUGAUGAUGAAGUUAGUGAUGACUACACUUCGAAUUUGAAAGAUGGAGAAAGCUUUAGUUCAAGAUAUGACAAGAGCUGCAAUUUGUCUUCUAUCUACAGAUUGGAAAUCAUCAGAAUCGAGCUAUUUUCGGUAUAUGGUGCUCAAUUAGCUGUAAAUUUGCAUGACUUCGAGGAUGCUGAGCCCGAUAGUCUUGUACACUCAGUUCCAGCAAUUUUAGAUUGGUUUAUGCAGCAAGGAGUAAGGUGCAAAUAUGCACUUAAAGCUCUUUGCAGAAAGAAAGGACUCCAUGUUGAGAGGGCAAAUUUGAUUGGAGUUGACAGUCUGGGCAUCGACGUCAGAGUUCUCUCUGGAACCAAAGUAUGGACUCAUCGUUUCCCCUUCAAAGUCAGGGCAACAACAGAGAUUGCUGCUGAGAAACAGAUAAGGCAGCUUCUUUUUCCCAGGUCUCGCCGCAAGAAGUUUGGGAGUGCUGAAAGAGCUGGAGAUUUGGACUCACUUUAAAUUUAGUCUUACUGUUUAUGAAUAAACGUAUAUGUCUCUAAAUUCUUGUAUGCAGUUAGUCCUCAGUUUUGAUUUCUUGAAAGUUUUUGUGUUAGUGGGUAAGUAGUGAUGAUGGAUUUAAAUUCUAAUAAUCAACUCUCUUGGAUAAAAUAUAAAAGAUAAAAGGAGGGUCAAUAUUAACAUGAUAGAUGUGAUUUUUGCUGCCUUGCA